Messenger RNA from Lytechinus variegatus (green sea urchin), 2836 nucleotides. RefSeq names its product monocarboxylate transporter 12-like. NCBI's taxonomy places the organism in Eukaryota, Metazoa, Echinodermata, Echinoidea, Temnopleuroida, Toxopneustidae. Gene Ontology annotation, biological process: transmembrane transport. The transcript is spliced from 4 exons. The record is from RefSeq and is a predicted model, not a curated record. Gene Ontology annotation, molecular function: monocarboxylic acid transmembrane transporter activity. Bases 797 to 2251 code for a protein of 484 amino acids.
UGUUAACGAUAGUCUAUACUCUACCAGUCUAUAUACAUUCUGUAACAUUCUACCUGUAGUACCUUUAUCAGGCUCUUAAUUUCUUUCUUUUUUUCUUCUUUCUUUUUUUUCUCUUUCUUUUUUCCCCUCCUUUUUCUCUCUUUUUCUUUGUCUCCCCUAUCCUCCAUUUUGCCAACUGGUCAUGCUGGUACAUGAAUUCGCCGACUGCCAUGAAUAAUGGGGGGGGGGGGGGGGAGGGGUCACACCCCAUACCCCCCCUUGCUACUGGCCCAUGCAUUAUUUUCUUUGUAAUAGUUGAUGCUGGAUACGCUAUAGUGUAUAAAGUACAUGCUAUAGGCCCUUUCCAGUUGGGUUCACCUUAACAAUAAAAGAUUUCAAACACCGCUUUCUUAUUUUGUCUCAUUCUUUGUAAUGUCCUUCCAUGCUCUACACCGAUUCGGUUUGGAUGCUGUACUUUAUGGUAAUUUUUAACUAUAGGAUUUAAGCAAGGAGACAUUGUAUGGAAUGACAUAGAAUCGCACAUGUUGAGGUGAUCUGAAGUCGGAUUUCUAUAUAGAGAAUGAUCAUUAAGCUCAAUCUGGCAUUGCCUAUGCACAUGAUCGGAACGAUCACUAGUAAAAUUCUCGCCGUGAAGCAACAAAGUAUCUCGGAGUCAGACUCUUUAUGGUUUUGCAAAAUUAUUUAAACUAGCGAUCCUGAAGAACUCCAGUUCCGAAAACCUCGCAGAAAUAUUUUUGGGGAACAAAAAACAAGGCUGUAAGAAAGGAAUCGCAUCUUGAAACUUGUCAGAAAUGAGAUGGAAACCUGUUCGAUUUUCAGGAAUUCAAGCGCCCUUAAAACGGUGUUGGCUUUGUUUCUUCAGACGUGUCAUUUCUUAGGAACUGUGAAGUGCAUUGGGGUUUAUCUACCGGACCUGAAGCGGACAUUAGGACUAUCGUCAACUGAUAUUGGUCUUGCUAUUGGAUUAUUCGAAGCACUUUCAUUCGCUCCAGGUCCAGUAAUUGCGUACAUCUAUCGAAGAACCCAUGGCGUGUUCCGGCGAUGUCUUUUGGUGACAGGUGCAAUAUUUGCAGCAGGAGGACUCCUUCUGGUAUCCAUUGUAACAAAUGGUAAAGAACUGGCUGUCUGCCUUUCGAUUGCAGGUCUUGGUUCGAGCUUUCUGUCAAUUUCAUUGAUAAUCAUUCUGAGCGAUCAGUCUGGAGAGGCCUUUGCAGUCUUCUACGGCAUUGGUAAAUCAGGUUACGCUUUCGGGAUAGCUCUAGUUCCCCUGACUGCAGACUACCUGAUGGAAAUUUAUGGAUGGAGAGGGUCCUUGAUGAUUAUUGGAGGUAUCAUGGCGCACCUUAUACCUUUCGUCUUGAUGGUGGAUCUUAAUGUAGAGGGCGUCGUGCAUCACGAAGAUGGAUACUUCAACAGCGACGAUAAAGAAUCCGUAGACCAGUUAGAUAGGCCCGAAAAAGAAGCGCUUAUUUGCACAGCAAGUAUUCAUGAAGAGACGUCCAAUAACGGGGAAGAAGUAACGCCUAAAGAAUCAACCACUGGUGAACGAAUCACGGGCGUGCCUAACGUGCUUGAUAUUUUAGAUAAAGGAUAUAAGGGAAGACGUCUGAAACAAUGUUCUGAAAUUUAUGCAAGUGGAUGUCGAAUCUUAACGGACUCCAUCUACAAUCAAGACCGCUGGAUGAUCCUUCUCAUGUUGAUCACACUUGUAUUCUAUAUGGUAGACGCUGGUUGGUAUGCAUAUCUAAUCCCACGCGCAAUUGCUCUUGGUCUACCUACAUACCAGGUUCUGUGCCUUCCUUACGCUGCGGCGGUUGGAGCAUUCAUAGGCCGAUUUUUAGGCGGCUUCCUCGAGAAAUCUAAGCUCUUAACUGGCCAGAGCUGGUUUCUAUUCUUAACCUUACUUAACAUCUUAUCACUUCUGUGGGAUAUUUUCGCUCCAAAAUUUGCUUUCAUGAUUGUGACUUCAUUCAUUUCGGCAUUCACGAUUGCCGAACGAAACCUUCUGCUGUUGGUCAUUUGUAAGGACAGAGCUCCUCGGUCACAGUUCCCGAUGAUUCUGGCUUCUUAUGAGAUUUUUUGUGGAAUUGGGCUCUUCCUCGGAUCCUUGUUAUGUGGAUAUGUCGCAGAUGUGAGGGGAUCUUUCAACGCUUCAUAUAUGUUUAUCGCAGGGGUAGAAAUCUUUGUAUUCUGUCUCAUGAUUCCAUCAAUAAUUGCCGAGAAGUUGAAGGAGCCCACUGCGAACUAUUAAACGAGAACCCCACAGAUACUUCACAAAGGUGUAUAGUGGGGUAUACAUUUCAGGGUCAUCAAAAAGAAGAAUAGGAAAGCCGGCUGGAUAAAGCAUAAAGCAAUAACAGCUGUGCUGAUGUUGUGACAUUGAAAUAUCACAUAAUGACAAUAUUGCACCUUACCACAUAACUAAAUUAUUAAACCGCUACAAUUUCAUUAAACUUUGCCAACAUCCUUGGGCGAUCGUCAGGGGUAGAUUCACCAUACGAUUGUCAGGGGUAGAUUCACCAUACGAUCGUCAGUGGUAGAUUCACCAUACGAUCGUCAGGGGUAGAUUCACUAGACGAUCGUCAGUGGUAGAUUCACUAGACGAUCGUCAGGGGUAGAUGCACCAUACGAUCGUCAGGGUAGAUCCACAAAAAGAUCGUCAGGGGCAGAUCCACAAGACGAUCGUCAGGUGUAGAUCCACAAGACGAUCGUCAGGGGUGUGGAUCCACAAGACGAUCUUCAGGGGUAGAUCCACAAGACGAUCGUUAGGGGUAGAUUCACCGGCUCGGUGUAAAAAUGGCAGAGGUAAAAAUGGCAUGGGUAAUAAUGGCAAAGG